Staurois parvus is the source of this 447-nucleotide messenger RNA. The record is from the annotation of a GenBank genome assembly. NCBI's taxonomy places the organism in Eukaryota, Metazoa, Chordata, Amphibia, Anura, Ranidae.
AUGGCUGCAGACUCAAUGGAAAUUGAUGAUGGGCUGUAUAGCCGUCAGAGGUAUGUCUUGGGAGACACAGCCAUGCAGAAAAUGGCCCAGUCCCAUGUUUUUCUGUGUGGGAUGGGAGGACUUGGUGUUGAGAUAGCCAAGAACAUUGUUUUAGCUGGGAUAAAGGCGUUGACAAUCCAUGACACCAAACAUUGUGAACCAUGGGAUCUUGGAACAAAUUUUUUUAUUAAAGAAGAGGAUGUCAAGAAUCAAAAAACUAGAGCCGAAGCAUGCCUUCACCAUAUUUCAGAGCUUAACCCUUAUGUCCAAGUAAGAUCAUCUACAGUGCCACUGGAUGAAUCCACUGAUCUUUCAUUUCUGAGGCAGUACCAGUGUGUCAUACUGACUGAAACAAGGCUUUCCUUAAGAAAAAAGAUCAAUAACUUUUGUCAUGAUCAUCAACCACCU